Molecule: messenger RNA, 541 nt
Organism: Cornus florida
Lineage: Eukaryota; Viridiplantae; Streptophyta; Magnoliopsida; Cornales; Cornaceae
Product: syntaxin-31-like
Exons: 2
Coding region: 36-356 (106 amino acids)
Biological process (GO): vesicle fusion; intracellular protein transport; endoplasmic reticulum to Golgi vesicle-mediated transport
Cellular component (GO): SNARE complex; endomembrane system; Golgi membrane
Molecular function (GO): SNAP receptor activity; SNARE binding
Source: RefSeq, a predicted model, not a curated record
GAAGGCUAGCUUCCGAGAACAAUCCAUCCCAAAGCAUGGAAGUGUCCAUGUUGCAGCAGGUUGUUCCACGGCAGGAGAACUAUUCCCAAAGUCGUGCAGUUGCUCUUCAAAAUGUGGAAUCCACAAUUUCAGAACUCAGUGAGAUCUUUGGCCAUUUGGCCACAAUGGUUGCACAUCAAGGGGAAUUGGUUAUCAGGAUUGAUGAUAACAUGGAGGAGUCAUUGGCAAAUGUUGAAGGUGUUCGCAAUGCGCUGUUGAGGCAUUUAAACCAAAUUUCAUCGAACAGGUGGCUCCUAAUCAAGAUAUUUGCUAUUUUGAUCUUCUUCUUGAUGGUAUUCUUAUUCUUUGUGGUUUAAUGAGUGGCUAAAGAGAACCAAUUAUGAGCCGAUCAAAUGCCGGAGAAGAACGUGUAAAACAGAAACUGUAGGACAAGAUGAAAUUUAUCUUGGAUUGUUUGAAUAGUUUUGUAAAACAGAAACUUUAUGUUCUUAGAAACAAAGAUGAUUUCAUUCAAUUACAGAGUUGGUUUUUGUUCUUUUGA